GAAGAUGGGAGACAGCGCGAAGCGCAAACCCAGGCGUGCGGUCGAGCCCACGCCUGCUGCUUCCCCAGCGGGCUGGCCACCCUUGGAGGAUGGAGACGCUCGGAGCUCGAUGUGCUCCAGUUCCAGCUGCGGCAGCUACCAGAACGGCCAUGCCGCAGCUCAGUCGGCGGCCUGGGGCGCUUGCGGUCCGUGGACGUGGCCCCGCCGCCUGCAGCAGUUGCUGGUGCCAGCGCGCUCCGGAGCCUGUAUCCAGUGGCUGCUCGAACAGCCCCUGUACAGGUGAUCGGUUUCUUAUUCCUU
Molecule: messenger RNA, 300 nt
Organism: Prorocentrum cordatum
Lineage: Eukaryota; Dinophyceae; Prorocentrales; Prorocentraceae
Source: the annotation of a GenBank genome assembly